AUGCUGGGCAAGACUAACCUCCACGAGAUGGCGCUGGAAGGGCUGACCGUUUCUUCCCUCGGCGGCCAGACUGUCAACCCCUAUGACCUGACUCGGACGCCGGGGGGAAGCAGCGGGGGGACAGGUGCAGCACUGGCCGCGAACUCUGCCAUAUUAGUCACUGGCACUGACACGGUCAACUCCCUUCGGAGCCCCGCGAGUGCCAAUUCGCUCUUCGGCUUCCGUCCCACCAGGGCCCUCAUCUCCCGCGCGGGGGUUAUCCCCGUCAGUUUCACGCAGGAUACUGUCGGGGCAAUGGCGCGGAAUCCGAGGGACCUCGCUGUCGCCCUGGCGGUCAUGGCUGGUGUUGGGUUCGAUGCGCGCGAUAACGCCACGGCCUUAGUCCCUCGAGAGGUCCGUCACAGGGAUUACUUGAAUACUACUUCCACGCAUGCGGUGAGCCUCAAGGGGUUACGCUUUGGUUUACUGAGUGGCUUCUUCAACUACUUUGCAUCUGCCGAGACGACACUGGUGAACGACAUCAUGGCCAGCAUGGUGUCCAAGCUGACGUCUGUGGGAGCCGAAAUUGUGAACAUCACCGACCCCAUCUACGAUACCCUUGCCAUUGCGAAGCUCGAUGUGCAGGUGUUUGAAUUCAGGGAGAUGCUCGAUGCUUAUCUGUCAGGAGGCUCUCGGCCGGCAAGUUUCGCUGAGCUCUACAGUGGCGGGGACUUCCUCGUCAUCCCGGCGCAGCACAACUUCAUCGGAAGGGCGUCGCAUUCCUCGACCGGCGACGCGGCCUACCGCGAGAGCCUAAGCCGCAUCGAGGACCUGAGGCGCGCACUGGAAGCCACCUUUGCGAGCAACAGGCUCGACGCAGUCAUCUACCCGGAGCAAAAGAACCUUGUCGUCAAAAUUGGCUCACCGUCACAGAGCGGGAGGAAUGGGAUCUUGGCCGCUUUGACUGGGCACCCCGUCGUUUGUGUCCCCGCAGGCUUCUCGCCUCCUUCAGCGGAUGCCCCGCUAGGAGUUCCAGUCGGCAUGGAAAUAUUUGGCCGACCAUGGACCGAGCAUCUUCUCCUGGAUAUCGCACGCCAUAUAAGCGAGCUGGAGCCUAUCAGGAGGAUGCCGCCGUUUGUCAAUACCAGUGUCGAACCAAAGGUCUAUGAGAGCGUGCCUAUUAUUGUGCCAAACUCGGCCAACGUACCGGCAGCGUACCCGUUGGGGGUUCCCGAGACAAUAUCAUCCUGA
This is a messenger RNA of Chaetomium strumarium, 1230 nucleotides long. Its product is annotated as amidase signature domain-containing protein. The coding region runs from base 1 to 1230 and encodes 409 amino acids. The transcript has a single exon. The record is from RefSeq and is a predicted model, not a curated record. Lineage: Eukaryota; Fungi; Ascomycota; Sordariomycetes; Sordariales; Chaetomiaceae.